Molecule: messenger RNA, 2150 nt
Organism: Menidia menidia (Atlantic silverside)
Lineage: Eukaryota; Metazoa; Chordata; Actinopteri; Atheriniformes; Atherinopsidae
Source: the annotation of a GenBank genome assembly
AUAUUUCCAACAAGGAACACAGUCCAGGAGUCAGCAGCACAGAGACGUCCGAGCCUGACAGGAAACAAAAAUAAAUACUCGCAGAGGCACUUCAGAGGUUUUAAAAAUUAGUUUUUUCUUUUCUGAAACGUCUCACACCGAACCUGGAAAAUGUUUAUCACGGACAUAAGGAAGGACUUUUACGAAGUUAUAGCCAACCAGAGAGUGGCGCUCCUGGUUGCAGCGGAUAUUGAUGCUCUCUGUGCCUGCAAGAUCCUGCAAGCUCUUUUUCACUGUGAUCAGAUCCAGUAUACACUUGUGCCAGUGACAGGCUGGCAGGACCUUGGCACUGCUUUCCUUGAACACAAAGAGCAGUUUCGAUACUUUGUUUUGAUCAACUGCGGGGCCAACGUCGACCUUCUUGAGAUGCUGCAGCCGGAUGACGACUCCAUCUUCUUCAUCUGUGACACUCACCGGCCUGUGGACGUGGUCAAUGUGUACAAUGACACCCAGAUCAAGCUCCUGAUCAAACAGGAUGAUGACUUGGGCGUGCCCUCAUACGAUGACAUCUUUCGAGAUGAGGAGGAUGAAGAUGGAGAUGACUCUGGAAAUGAAAGCGAUGAAGGCUCAGAGCCAUCUGGCAAACGGAGGAGAUAUGAUGAAGGGGCAGUUGAGAGGAGAAUUGAACGACAGCGAGCAAGGAGGGAGUGGGAGGCGCGAAGGAGGGAAAUCCUUUUUGACUAUGAGCAGUAUGAGUACCACGGGACUUCUGCGGCUAUAAUGUUUUUUGAGCUUGCCUGGGUUUUAACCAAGGACACAAAGGACAUGCUCUGGUGGGCCAUCAUAGGGCUGACAGACCAGUGGGUCCAUGAUAAAAUCACACAUAUGAAGUAUGUUACAGACAUCGCCACUAUGCAGCGGCACGUUUCCCGCCAUAAUCACCGAAAUGAGGAUGAAGAGAACUCUCUGUCUAUCGACUGCAUGAGGAUCUCUUUUGAAUAUGACUUGCGUCUCACCCUCUACCAGCAUUGGUCUCUCUAUGAGAGCAUCUGUAAUUCCUGCUACACCUCCUGCAGCUUCAAGCUUUGGACCUUAAAUGGCCAAAAGAAACUUCAGGAGUUCUUGGCUGACAUGGGACUGCCCCUGAAACAAGUGCGACAAAAGUUUAACUCCAUGGACAUGUCGAUCAAAGAGAACCUGAGAGAAGUCCUCGAAGAGUCAUCUAAUAAAUACGGUAUGAAGGACAUCCGCAUCCAGACUUUUGGUGUUCACUUUGGCUUUAAAAACCGCUUCCUGGCCGGCGACAUGGUGCACGCUGCUGCUGCCCUACUGGAGAACACAGAGAAAGAGGAGAGUGACACGGACAACUUCAUCAAAGCUCUUGAAUCCCUGUCGAGGAGUAAUCUUGAUCGUUUGCACUCGGGCAUCGACCUGGCGAAGAAGAAGUUGAUGGCCGUCCAGCAGACAGUGGCCAGUUGCAUCUGUACCAACCUCAUCCUGUCUCAGGGGCCCUUCCUCUACUGCUACCUCAUGGAGGGAACACCUGACGUGAGGCUCUUUUCGAAGCCCAUGGCCUUGACGCUGCUCUCCAAGUACCUGCUGAAGGCUUUUGUGCAUUCAACGAGAAACAAGCGCUGCAAGCUGCUUCCCCUCAUCAUGGCUGCACCGAAGGACGUGGAAAAGGGAACAGUUAUUGUUGUGGGAAUCCCACCAGAGUCUGAGACGUCUGACAAAAAGAAUUUCUUUGGUCGAGCAUUUGAGAAAGCGGCAGAAAGCACCACCUCCAGAACACUCCACGACAACUUUGACACUUCAAUUAUUGAACUGAAGUCGGAAGACAGAAGCAAGUUUCUGGAUGCCCUCAUCACUCUCCUGUCGUGAGAACCUCUGCAGCCACAGAACAGCGUGGUCUGAACUGACCGAUGUCCUGUUGGAUGGAACUGAAACAAACCGGUUGGAUCAAACUUUGAGAGUUGCCAGGGCAAGAACAUCAACCAUGUUUUUAUUUUUUUAAUUUUUUUUACGGUUUGAAUUAGUUUUAUGUUUUAUAUUGUACAGACAGUUUGUAAAUUAUACUAAUGCUUGUUUUAAUAUGCCUGUCUAUGUAUCUGUGCUGUUCGCCUUAAAUUACAUUUUAAAUAUCUUUAAUAAAUGUUUUAAAAUUCCUUAGA